This is a messenger RNA of Rattus rattus (black rat), 2915 nucleotides long. Its product is annotated as calcium-activated chloride channel regulator 3A-1-like. Gene Ontology annotation, biological process: chloride transport. Gene Ontology annotation, molecular function: intracellularly calcium-gated chloride channel activity. The record is from RefSeq and is a predicted model, not a curated record. Lineage: Eukaryota; Metazoa; Chordata; Mammalia; Rodentia; Muridae.
AUGGUGCCAGUUCUGAAGGUCCUUCUGUUCCUCACCCUGCAUCUCUUGCAGGACACAAAAAGCUUCAAGGUCCAUCUCAACAACAAUGGAUAUGAGGGUGUGGUCAUUGCAAUUAACCCCAGUGUACCAGAGGAUGAAAGACUCAUCCCAAGCUUAAAGGAAAUGGUCACUCAAGCCUCUACUUACCUGUUUGAAGCCAGCCAAGGAAGGUUUUACUUCAGGAACAUAAGCAUAUUAGUCCCGAUGACCUGGAAGUCAAAAUCUGAGUACUUGAUGCCAAAACGAGAAUCAUAUGACAAAGCAGACGUCAUAGUUGCCAAUCCUCAUCUGAAAUACGGAGACGAUCCCUACACCCUUCAAUAUGGGCAGUGUGGGGACAGAGGACGGUACAUACAUUUCACUCCAAACUUUCUGCUCACUGAUAACUUGAGUAUCUAUGGACCCCGAGGCAGAGUCUUCGUCCAUGAGUGGGCCCAUCUCCGGUGGGGAGUGUUUGAUGAGUAUAAUGAGGACCGGCCUUUCUACAGAUCUGGAAAGAACACUAUCGAAGCGACAAGGUGUUCUACCGACAUCAAGGGCUCUAAGGCGGUCCAUGAGCGCCAGAGAGGCAGCGAUGUGAUAAGGUUAUGCCGAUGGGAUUCGAAGACAAAGCUGUAUGAACCCAAAUGUAAAUUUUUCCCAGACAAAACUCAGACUGCCAGGGCCUCCAUAAUGUUCAUGCAAAAUCUCAAUUCCGUGGUUGAAUUUUGCACAGAAAAAACCCAUAAUACGGAAGCCCCAAACCUACAAAACAAAAUAUGCAAUGGCAGAAGCACGUGGGACGUAAUCAAGGAGUCCGCUGACUUUCAGCAUGCCCCUCCCAUGAGAGGAACAGAAGCCCCUCCUCCACCCACGUUUUCCUUGCUCAAGUCCAGAAAGCGAGUGAUCUGCUUGGUGCUGGAUAAAUCCGGAAGCAUGGACACAGAAGACCGCCUUGUUCGAAUGAAUCAAGCAGCAGAACUGUACUUAACUCAAAUUGUUGAAAAGGAAUCUAUGGUUGGAUUAGUCACAUUUGACAGCACUGCCCAAAUCCAAAAUUACCUGAUAAAAAUAACUAAUACCGGUGACUAUGAGAAGAUCACCAGAAACCUCCCUCAGCAGGCUACUGGGGGGACUUCAAUCUGCAGGGGACUGGAAGCAGGAUUUCAGACAAUUACCUCCAGUGACCAGAGUACUUCCGGUUCUGAGAUUGUAUUGCUAACAGAUGGGGAAGAUGAUCAAAUAAGUUCAUGCUUUGAGGUGGUCAAACACAGCGGUGCGGUCAUUCACACCAUCGCCCUGGGGCCUAAAGCUGCCCGAGAACUGGAGACUCUGUCGGACAUGACAGGAGGGCUUCGCUUUUAUGCCAACAAAGAUGUGAACAGCCUGACGGACGCUUUCAGUGGGAUUUCCUCUGCAAGUGGCAACCUCUCCCAGCAGGCUCUGCAGUUGGAGAGCAAAGCCUUCAAUAUUGGAGGGGGGACAUGGAUAAAUGGUACAGUACCUGUGGACAGUACCAUCGGCAACGACACUUUCUUUGUUAUUACCUGGACAGUACAAAAGCCAGAAAUUAUUCUUCGAGAUCCAAAAAGAAAAAAAUAUACAACCUCAGAUUUCCAAGACAAUAAACUAAACAUUCGGUCUGCUCGACUUCAAAUACCGGGCACUGCAGAGACAGGAACUUGGACUUACAGCCUCUUCUAUAAGGGGGUCAAACCUCAGUUGCUAACUGUGACAGUGACCACUCGAGCCAGAAGUCCCACCACGCAGCCCCUCAUGGCCACCACUCACAUGAGUCAGAGCGCAGCCCAGUACCCUAGCCCGAUGAUUGUGUAUGCACGAGUCAGCCAAGGGUUUUUGCCUGUUCUGGGAGCCAAUGUCACAGCUGUCAUAGAAUCUAAAAAUGGAAGUCGAGUCACCCUGGAGCUCUGGGACAACGGGGCAGGUGCUGACACAGUCAAAAAUGAUGGCAUCUACACGAGAUAUUUUACAGAUUAUCAUGGAAAUGGUAGAUACAGCUUAAAAGUGCGUGUCCAGGCGAGAAAGAGCAAAGCCAGACUAAGUUUAAGACAAAAGAACAAGUCUUUAUAUAUACCUGGCUAUGUUGAAAAUGGUAAAAUUAUACUGAAUCCACCCAGACCGGAAGUCCCAGAAGAAGCUACAGAAGCUGCAGUGGAAGACUUCAGCAGACUAACCUCUGGAGAAUCAUUUACUGUGUCCGGAGCGCCCCCUGAUGGCGACCACGCUCAUGUGUUCCCACCCAGUAAAGUCACAGACCUGGAGGCCGAGUUUAAAGGUGAUCAUAUUCACCUUACGUGGACGGCCCCUGGCAAGGUUCUCGAUAAAGGAAGAGCGCAUAGAUACGUCAUCAGAAUGAGCAGGCAUCCUCCUGGUCGCCAAGAUUUUAACGACGCUACUUUAGUGAAUACUUCCGGCCUGAUACCUAAAGAGGCUGGCUCAGAAGAAACGUUUAAAUUCAAACCAGCAAGUUUUAAAAUAGAAAACGGCACCCAGCUCUACAUUGCAAUUCAGGCCGAAAAUGAAGCCGGUCUCACCUCCGAGGUCUCCAACAUCGCACAGGCUGUCAACUUUAUUCCUCCAGAACAUAGUUUCUCUACACUCAGCCCUGAUAUUUCUGCAAUCUGUCUGACAAUUUGGGGGUUAACUGUGAUUCUUAACAAUAUUUUAAACUAGAAAAUAUACUAACACUAAAGUCCAAUCUUGUACAUAUUUGCUAAGUGUUUCUUUAGAAUGAGUUUACUAAACUCAAUGUCUGCCUGUCAACAAUUGUAAUAUAGAAGUUCAUAUUCAAAGUCGGGAAUUCCCUGAGUUAAGUAACACCAAUUCUUCUGCUGUAUGUAAAUCAAGAUGAACAUUUGCUCAUUUGGUCUCUUAAU